Messenger RNA from Carlito syrichta (Philippine tarsier), 540 nucleotides. RefSeq names its product keratin-associated protein 13-1-like. The record is from RefSeq and is a predicted model, not a curated record. Bases 25 to 540 code for a protein of 171 amino acids. NCBI's taxonomy places the organism in Eukaryota, Metazoa, Chordata, Mammalia, Primates, Tarsiidae. The transcript has a single exon. Gene Ontology annotation, molecular function: structural molecule activity. Gene Ontology annotation, cellular component: keratin filament.
ACUGAACUCACAUCUACCACCACCAUGUCCUGCAACUCCUGCUCUGGAAACUUCUCCUCCCGCUCCCUUGGGGGCUACCUGCACUACCCAGGCACCUCCCGUGGCUCUUCCUACCCCAGCAACCUGGUCUACAGCAGUAACCUCUGCCCUCCCAGAGCCUGCCAGCUGGGAUCCUCUCUCUACAAUGGCUGCCAGGAGACUUGCUGUGAGCCCAGCAGCUGCCAGACGUCCUGUGUGGUGUCCAGCCCCUGCCAGAGGUCCUGCUACCGCCCCAGGACCUCCGUGCUGUGCAGUCCCUGCCAGACGACUUACUCUGGGUCUCUGGGCUUUGGGUCCAGCAGCUGCCGUUCCCUGGGUUAUGAAUCUAGGAGCUGCUCCUCAUUAGGCUGUGGAUCCAGUGGCCUUAGACCCCUGGGUUAUGGGGGCUGUGGCUUCCCCGUCCUAGGCUAUGGAUCUGGAUUCUGCCUCCCAACCUACUUGGCUUGUAGGAGCUUCCAGUCCUCUUGUUACAGACCAAGAUACGGAUCUCGUUUCUACUGA